This is a messenger RNA of Yamadazyma jaroonii, 1176 nucleotides long. NCBI's taxonomy places the organism in Eukaryota, Fungi, Ascomycota, Pichiomycetes, Serinales, Debaryomycetaceae. The record is from the annotation of a GenBank genome assembly.
AUGGUAAAAUUGAUAAAAUCGAUACAGGCUCACAAAGACAAAGCAUGGAGUGUCAGUAGUCACGCUAACUUACCAUUAUUAGCCACUGCAUCGACUGAUAAAACUUCCAAUGUGUACAAUCUUUCAAAAAAGAAAAAUUUCCCUUUGAUUACUAAGUUGGAGGACACACAUAAAAGAUCCAUCAGAACAGUUGCAUUCAAACCUCCUUUGGGUGGCGAAGAUACUCCAGACACGGAAUUUAUAGAUUUGCCAGCCUUGGCAACUGGAUCAUUUGACAGCACCGUUUCAAUUUGGGGUGUUGAUGAGCCAGAAGAAGACUUUGAUGAAGAUGAUGAAGAUGAACAAGGCAAAUUAGACAAGCAAGUCCAAUUAUUGACAAGUCCUCAAAAUGAAUGGAACUUGAUGGCCAUAAUAGAGGGACAUGAAAAUGAAAUCAAGGCAGUGGCUUGGAAUUAUCAAGGUAAUUUGUUGGCUACUUGUUCCAGAGACAAGACAAUUUGGAUUUGGGAAACUGAUCCAGAAACUUUAGAAGAAUUCGAAUGUAUUUCAGUUUUGAGUGAACAUGAUCAAGAUAUAAAGAAUGUUACUUGGCAUCCAACUCAAAAUCUCUUGGCCAGUUCAUCUUAUGAUGAUACCAUAAGAUUAUAUAAACAAGAUGAAGCUGAUGAUGAUUGGUCUAGUGUAGGGGUAUUGAAUGGACACGAAGGGACUGUAUGGUGUUCAUCUUUUGAACACCCCAAAUCUUUGUCUGCUAGUCAAGAAAAGAUUAGAAUCGUGAGUUGUAGUGAUGAUUCAACAGUAAGAGUUUGGUGUUGCAAAACCAAAAAACUCACUGAAGAAGACUACGAAAAGUCCAAAGCUUUACCUAGUUCCAUCAAACAUUCAAGUACCAUGACAUGGGAAGAAGAAACUGUUUUACCUAAGAUUCAUGAAUAUUCUGUAUAUUCAGUAAGUUGGUCCAGAAAAACUGGUAAAAUUGUAAGCGGAGGAUCUGAUGGUAAAAUAGUUGUUUAUAAACAAUCCCCAGACUCUGAAAAGUGGGAAAUUGAAUCCGUUCAGGAAUUGAGUCACGGAGUAACAGAGAUAAACUGCGUUUCUUGGUGUAGACUAGAUGAUGGAGAAGAAGUCAUAGUAAGUGCAGGGGAUGAUGGAAACAUAAAUAUUUGGGAGCCAUGA